AUGGGCGUUAUAAUGCCGAAAUACACGAGUGCGAUGAAAAAUGCACCGAAGACAACGUCUAUACGAUGUCACUCGGCCGCAAUGCAGCUGGACUGCAAAACGACACGCGAAUCUAGCACGUAUGCACAUAACAUCAAGGUCCACGCUAUCCCGGCGCGGCGGCAUCGCAAUGUUUGGCGCCAGUUUACGAAAUCGGCCUGGAUUAAUCGCCGGACACACGGAGAGUUGUCCGAGCUCGCAAUAAAUCCACCGUGCCCGCCGAUAAGGAGGUUUUAUCCGCGAACUGUUAGAAAUCGCGGCCCGCGGCUGAGCCACGCCGAUUUGUCGCCGCGCCGAGGUGCAGUGCUCAUAUUAAUUCCCAUUAUUUCGGGACCAUUACGUCGACGAGUCGACGAGAUAACGACGCGACGGACAAAUAUAACGGACGGUGCAGGGCGCGCGGCGGGAGGCGCCACGUCGGGCCGCGGGCUGGCUGGCUGGCUCGCGCUGCGGUCGACGCUAAUUGAGCCACUCGGUGGUGUGCUAAGCCAG
Molecule: messenger RNA, 531 nt
Organism: Iphiclides podalirius (scarce swallowtail)
Lineage: Eukaryota; Metazoa; Arthropoda; Insecta; Lepidoptera; Papilionidae
Source: the annotation of a GenBank genome assembly